This is a messenger RNA of Hemibagrus wyckioides, 2534 nucleotides long. RefSeq names its product inhibin beta B chain. Gene Ontology annotation, biological process: BMP signaling pathway; SMAD protein signal transduction. The record is from RefSeq and is a predicted model, not a curated record. The transcript is spliced from 2 exons. Gene Ontology annotation, molecular function: hormone activity; growth factor activity; cytokine activity. Bases 1 to 1179 code for a protein of 392 amino acids. Lineage: Eukaryota; Metazoa; Chordata; Actinopteri; Siluriformes; Bagridae. Gene Ontology annotation, cellular component: extracellular region.
AUGUGGUCAGCUUCGGCACCAAUCUCUUUUGUCUAUCCAGUCAUCUGGGCAUACCUUUGUGGCGAUGGGUGGCGCGGUAUUGCGCUCACUUCGCUCGUGCUGCUGGGCGCACUCGUGCCUGAAGGACUGGGAGCGGUGACUGGCUGCACGACAUGCGGCGUUCAACAGAUGGACAAGGGUUCGGAGGAGCAGUUCCUCAUCGAACUUGCCAAAAAGCAGAUUCUCAGCAAACUUCACCUGAGGGAGAGACCCAACAUCACGCAGACGCUGCCCCGUGCCGCCCUCGCCACUGCUCUGCGCAAGCUGCAUGCGGGACGCGUGAGAGCGGACGGAACAGUGGAGCUGGACAACAACCUGGCGAGCGCACAGCACACAGACCAGGCGUACGAGAUCGUCAGCUUUGCAAAUAUGGAUGAUGUGGAUUCCAGCGGUAUCAACUCCAUCUUGUCCUUCCAGUUUCUGCAGGAGCAAGGUCGAAGCAUCCAGGUGCUGCAGUCCUCCCUAUGGGUCUAUGUGCACCCAGCUAAUAGUCCCUCCCCGGCUGGCCGUGUCUCUGCCCAGGUGUACUUGUCAAACACAAGCAAUGGCAACCGCACGCUCCUGCUCCAACGCAGCAUUGAGGUAGCACAGGGUGGUUGGCAGAUCUUUCCCAUCACCCGCACCUUGCAGGCAUUCCUGGAUGGUGGGCAGCAAAGUUUGCAGCUGGAAGUGCACUGUGAAGUGGGAGGCCGAAACCUGUGCAGCCAGAGUGGUGUUGAUGCAUCUCAGAGGUCCUACCUGGUGGCACAGGUGAAGCUCCGUGAUGAUGACCCCAAGCACACAGUGAGCAAGCGCUCUCUGAGUUGUGGUGAUGACGUCAGCGUCUGCUGCAAGAAGGACUUCUACAUCAAGUUCCAAGACAUCCAGUGGCAGGACUGGAUCAUCGCUCCUGAGGGCUACCAUAUGAACUAUUGUAUGGGCCAGUGCCCGCAGCACCUGGCUGGCUCACCAGGCAUCGCUUCCUCCUUCCAUGCCACAGUGUUUAGCCAGCUAAAGGCCAAUGGCAUUCACACAGCUGUCUCAUCCUGCUGUGUUCCCAUCCAGAGGCGUCCACUCUCCAUGGUCUAUUUUAACUCACAACACAGCAUUGUGAAGACUGAUGUGCCUGACAUGAUUGUGGAGUCCUGUGGGUGCACAUAAACAAAAUCGAAGUGUUAGAAUCAAGUCCAUGUUGCAAAAAGUCUCUUUUACCAUAAAUGUUCCUGAGAUAUCUUUUGAGAUUAUAAAUACACAUUCAAAUACCCAAGGAAGCAUUAUAUACAGUAAUAGUAUAAAGCAAUGCAGCUGAACAGAAUUUAUAACCGACUUUAGCAAAUCGUCCUGUUCUUUAUUCCCUUCAAAGCAAGAUACAUAUAGCAAUAUUCUUAAUGCAUAUAAAAAUAUAUAUUUGAAAUACUGCUGAAAUUACACCUCUCUAGCAAUUAUAGGGAGGUUCCAAGACUUUUCACUGUACUGUUUGUUUAGUUUUCAUCUGAGGCCACUGGCCUGACCUCUGCUUGGUUACCCAAUGAGAUGGGUAAACAUUUAAUUAUUGCCACAUGCUAAAAUGAAGGUCUAAGAAGACAUUAUGGUAAAUGUGACACACUUAUGUUUGCUUGCUAUUGGAAUGUAAGGCUUAGAUAUAAAUUAGAUUAUGUCUAAAUCUGCAUAUCCAGUCAAAACAUGAUAUAUGUUUUACCAAAGUUCUCAAAGCUUUUUAGGUACUGUUUUGUUAUGUAAAGCAUUAGUAAAUGAUGUUUGUGUGUGUGAGUGUGUGUGUGUGUGUGUGUGUAUGUGUGUGCACACGUGUGUUUGCUUGAUAUGUUUUAUUCAAGUAUAUUAACUUAAGACUUUUCUUUAGACAUGUUAUUUUUGCAUAGAUAUUGGUUAGAUUUUGUUUAUUUUAGGCAAACAUUUUGAAUUCAUGCUAAAAUCCAAAGCAAAACCUUUUUACUGACCAUGAAAGACAAAGCAGUCACUUAAACCAAAGCUUGCAACAAGUUGUCUUUUCAUUGAUUUUUAAAGCACUUCCUGUCCUAAAACAUAUUAACACGGGAAUGUUUCAGGGUUAUGGCAUCAUCAUUUGCUUCAUAUUCCAUGUUUACACUUCUCUUGAUUUCACCAUCAGGGCCACAGAAAAAGAACAAAGUCUUUCUAAUGCUAGGCUUAUGUAACGUCUGCCUUUAUAACUUUCAUGUUUGAACUGAAAACAUGUAAGAUUUCCAGGAAAGCUUUUUCUUAUUUGAGGCUGCACUUUAUCUGUCAGAAUUGAAUCAUUUAAAUGCUUUUCUUUAUUUUAUUGUUUUUUAAUAAUUCACACAUGUAUAAAAUUUUGUUUUUCCAUUUCCAGUAGUAUUGGUAAAUGCACCGUAACUUAUGUAUAAAUGGCAAUAUUGUAUGUUAAGUUCUCAGAAAAGUCAUUUUUAAUAUAAUUUAUAUAAUUUUGUAACAAUGUGUUAUUUUCUUAAAGUGUUAUAUUUUGGAAAUCUUGUACCAUAUAAUGUAAUUUUAUUGAU